Messenger RNA from Prunus armeniaca (apricot), 1008 nucleotides. The record is from the annotation of a GenBank genome assembly. Lineage: Eukaryota; Viridiplantae; Streptophyta; Magnoliopsida; Rosales; Rosaceae.
AUGGAGCUGACCAUCUUCCUCCAGAACAACAAAGACAUGUUCGCGUGGUCACCAUCUGACAUGCCUGGCAUUGACCCAAAUAUCAUCUGCCAUCGGCUCCAUGUCAACCCUGCUAGCAAGCCCGUGGUGCAGAAGAGACGCAACUUUGCUCCCGAGCGGGUCGCGAUCAUUGAAGCCGAGAUCGACAAGCUCCUAGCUGCCGGUUUCAUUGAAGAGGUCUCCUACUCGGAAUGGCUGGCUAACGUUGUUCUGGUGGCGAAACAAGAAAAGGGAAAAUGGAGAGUAUGCGUUGAUUACACCGACCUCAACAAAGCAUGCCCUAAAGACAACUUCCCAUUGCCGAGAAUCGACCAGCUCGUGGAUUCAACUUCCGGCAACCAGCUGCUCAGCUUCAUGGAUGCUUACUCCGGCUAUAAUCAAAUUAUGAUGUACGAUGAUGACAAGGCGAAGACCUCUUUCAUCAUCGAAAGAGGGACCUACUGCUACAAGGUCAUGCCCUUUGGGCUGAAGAACGCUGGAGCAACCUACCAAAGGCUCGUGAAUAAAAUUUUCAAGGAGCAGAUCGGCAGAACCAUGGAGGUGUACGUGGACGAUAUGCUGGUUAAAGCCCCCAAGCGGGCAGACCACCUCAAAAACCUCACCGAGGCGUUCAGCCUACUCCGCCAAUAUCGCAUGAAGCUGAAUCCAAGUAAAUGCACGUUCGGUGUAUCGUCUGGCCGGUUCCUAGGGUACUUAGUGACGCAACGAGGUAUCGAGGCACACCCGCGCCAAAUCAAAGCCAUUCUCGAGAUGAAGUCGCCUUCCACAGUGAAGGAAAUACAAAGCUUGACGGGCAGAGCAGCGGCCCUUAACAGAUUCCUCUCAAAUUCUACCGACAAGUGCAGACCAUUCUUCAAAGCUUUGAAGAAAGAACAAAAAGACAAAUGGAACGAAGAGUGCGAAGUAGCUUUCGAAUCUAAAGACCUACUUUACUUCACCUCCCUUGCUCUCAAAGCCAGUUCCUGGUGA